AUGCCUCUUCCCCUUCUUCUUCUCCUCUUCUCAGUCCUUGCCUCCGCUUCGCCGGAGCUGGACGUGUACGCGCUCAUCAAGAUGAAAGCGGCGCUACUGGUCCCGGCUACCUCCACCGCGCUCGCCGACUGGGACCCUUCCGCCACGCCCCCCGCGCACUGCUCCUUCUCGGGCGUGUCCUGCGACGCGGCCGCACGCGUCGUCAGGAUCAACCUCACGAGCAUGCCGCUGCAUGGGGGCGUCCUCCCGCCCGAGGUCGCGCUGCUCGACGCCCUCGUGAACCUCACAGUCGCCGCCUGCUCCCUGGCGGGGAGCCUCCCGGCGUCGCUCGCCGCGCUGCCGGCGCUCCGCCACCUCAACGUCUCCAACAACAACUUCAGCGGGCCGUUCCCCGCGCCGGCCGGCGCCGGAGAGCCCUAUUUCCCGGUGCUGGAGGUCGUCGACGCCUACAACAACAACCUCUCCGGCCCUCUGCCCCCGUUCGGCGCCGCGCACGCGCGCCUCCGCUACCUCCACCUCGGCGGGAACUACUUCUCGGGCGCCGUACGGGAAAGCUACGCGGACCUCGCGGCGCUCGAGUACCUUGGACUCAACGGUAACUCGCUCUCCGGCCAGGUGCCCGCGUCGCUCGCGCGCCUCAAGCGGCUGCGGGAGAUGUACAUCGGCUACUUCAACCUGUUCAACGGCGGCAUCCCGCCAGAGCUCGGCGAGCUUGACUCGCUCGUCCGCCUCGACAUGAGCAGCUGUAACCUCACGGGCCCCAUCCCGACGGAGCUCGGACGGCUCGCGCGCCUCGACACGCUCUUCCUGCAGAUGAAUCGCCUUUCCGGGGAAAUACCCACGCAGUUAGGCGACCUCAAGGAUCUCAAGUCGCUGGACCUCUCCAUGAACCAGCUCGUCGGCGAGAUACCGGCCGGCCUCGCUAAUCUCACCAGCCUCAGGCUUCUACACUUGUUCCGCAACCACCUCCACGGCAACAUACCAGCGUUCAUGGCCGACUUACCGCACCUGGAGGUGCUGCAACUGUGGGAGAAUAACCUCACCGGUCACCUUCCGGCCGGAUUAGGAAAGAACAGCCCACUCAAGAUGCUGGACGUGGCCACCAACCACAUCACGGGCAAGAUACCGCCUGACCUCUGCGCGGGCAGGAAGCUGGAGAUCCUCGUGCUGAUGGAGAACGGCCUGUCCGGUCCCGUUCCAGAGUCACUGGCCGCAUGCAAGACGCUGAAGCGCAUCCUCCUUGGCAAGAACAUGCUCAGCGGCUCUGUGCCGGCUCGUCUCUUUGAACUCCCCGACGCAGGCGAACAAGCUUGA
Panicum virgatum (switchgrass) is the source of this 1314-nucleotide messenger RNA. Its product is annotated as leucine-rich repeat receptor-like kinase protein FLORAL ORGAN NUMBER1. NCBI's taxonomy places the organism in Eukaryota, Viridiplantae, Streptophyta, Magnoliopsida, Poales, Poaceae. Gene Ontology annotation, molecular function: protein binding. The transcript has a single exon. The coding region runs from base 1 to 1314 and encodes 437 amino acids. The record is from RefSeq and is a predicted model, not a curated record.